Molecule: messenger RNA, 1970 nt
Organism: Perca fluviatilis (European perch)
Lineage: Eukaryota; Metazoa; Chordata; Actinopteri; Perciformes; Percidae
Product: zinc finger protein 664-like
Exons: 5
Coding region: 422-1819 (465 amino acids)
Biological process (GO): regulation of transcription by RNA polymerase II
Cellular component (GO): nucleus
Molecular function (GO): DNA-binding transcription activator activity, RNA polymerase II-specific; RNA polymerase II cis-regulatory region sequence-specific DNA binding
Source: RefSeq, a predicted model, not a curated record
GCAACGUUCUACACGGGUAAAUUAGAGCGGCGCACCCAAACACUAGCUUAGAACCUUAUAUAUAUGUCAAUGCUCAGUGGGUGUCUUGACUCAUUUGACUCCAGUGGUAACGUCAGUGUAACUCACCGCAGAUAUAACUUCAUUAGAUAGCACUAUGCAGCUGCCUGUACAGAUGUCGGACUUCUUCAGGCACCAACACUGAAAGCGUUGGAAGAACAUCAGGAGGACGCUGGUAGCAAAUGCUAACCUAGCUAGCUACACUGUUAGCAUCUCAGCAGCUGUUCCGUCCACUUGAAGGCAUCAUUGAGUCCUACGAUAGUCUAACGUUAAACAGACUAACGUUACUUACAGUCUACGAUACCACAGAUAUCAACUAACGUGAAUAGUUAUUUAGCGUGCAGCGUGUGGUGGUGCUCGGUGAAUGAGACAGCAACUCCUCUUGGAGAGAGCAGAGGAGCUCCGAGUUCUCCUGUUGGAGCCCUCAGCAGACGUCAAGCUGGCGACCGGAGCAGGAAAGAAGGACAAGAAGGCCGAGGAAGAGGAGCAGCCUGCAGCAGCAGUGAAGGAGGAGGAGGAGCCUGCAGCACCUCCUGCAGCUGCAGCAGCAGUGAAGGAGGAGGAGUAUGUGGUGGAGAAGGUUUUGGACCGCAGAGUGGUGAAGGGAAGAGUAGAGUUCCUGCUGAAAUGGAAGGGGUUCUCAGAUGAGGAUAACACAUGGGAGCCUCAAGACAACCUGGAACCCGACCUUAUCACUGAGUACAUGCAGAAACACGAGGAGGAGGAGGAGAAGGAGGACAAGAGGAAAGUUGUCAGUGAGGCCUCGGAAGACUCAGAGGAGCGAGGGAGCAAGAGGAAGAAGAAGGAGAAACGGAGUGGAGAAGAGGGACCCAAACGUCACCACUGUCAACACUGUGACAAAUCCUUCACAACAUCUGGAUAUUUAAAUAUUCAUCGGAGAGUUCACACUGGAGAGAAACCUUACAGCUGUGAUCAAUGUGGGGCAGCUUUCACACGACAGAAUACCCUAAAAAUACAUCAACGCAUUCACACUAAAGAAAAACCUUACAGCUGUGAACAAUGUGGUAAAACCUUUUCUCAGAGAAGUAACCUUACAUGUCACCAGCAUGUUCACACUAGAGACAAGCUACACAGCUGUGAUCUAUGUGGGGCAGCUUUCACACAAAAGAAUUACCUAAAAACACAUCGACGCAUUCACACUGGAGAUAAGCCUUACAGUUGUGAUCAAUGUGGUAAAACCUUUUCUCAGAGUAGUAACCUUAAAUGUCACCAGCGUGUUCACACUGGAGACAAUCUACACAGCUGUGAUCUAUGUGGGUCAGUUUUCACACUACAGAGUAACCUAAAAACACAUCAACGCAUUCACACUGGAGAGAAGCCUUACAGCUGUGAUCUAUGUGGUAAAACAUUUUCUGGGAGUAGUAACCUUAAAUCUCACCAGCGUGUUCACACUGGAAAGAAGCCGUACUGGUGUGAACAAUGUGGGAAAACAUUUUAUGAGAGUUGUGCCCUUAAAACACAUCAACGCAUUCACACUGGAGAGAAGCCGUACAGCUGUGAUCAAUGUGAUAAAACCUUUGCUCAGAGCAGUAGCCUUAAAUCUCACCAGCGUGUUCACACUAAAGAGAGGCCGUACUGGUGUGAACAAUGUGGGAAAACUUUUUCUCACGGUAGUGGCCUUAAAAAACAUCAACGCAUUCACACUGGAGAUAAACCUUACAGCUGUGAACAAUGUGGGAAAACUUUUUCUCAGAGCGGUAACCUUAAAAUACAUCAGCGCAUUCACACUGCCUCGUUGUGAACAUGUUUCCGACCCAAGCUGUUUCCUCCUGCCUCCUCCUCAUGGCCUGAUAGCUAAACGGACGCAACAGAUCCCAUUUUUGCAAACCAUACAUAAUUACAAGGAAAAAUAUUACUGAAAAUGCGCUUCAGGUGUUUGGAUAGAUCAGGAG